Molecule: messenger RNA, 1360 nt
Organism: Scaptodrosophila lebanonensis
Lineage: Eukaryota; Metazoa; Arthropoda; Insecta; Diptera; Drosophilidae
Gene: RagA-B
Product: ras-related GTP-binding protein A
Exons: 4
Coding region: 93-1028 (311 amino acids)
Biological process (GO): positive regulation of TOR signaling; regulation of autophagy; cellular response to amino acid stimulus
Cellular component (GO): Gtr1-Gtr2 GTPase complex; lysosome; nucleus
Molecular function (GO): GTP binding; GTPase activity
Source: RefSeq, a predicted model, not a curated record
GCCCAACCUUUUAUUUUGUUGUUUGUGGAGCAUCUGCAUCAGAAGUGGAGCCAUAAAACUAAAAGUAGCAGUUGAAUAAAUCAAAAAACAUAAUGAAGAAGAAGGUGCUACUCAUGGGCAAAAGUGGCUCCGGCAAGACCAGCAUGCGCUCCAUUAUCUUUGCCAACUAUAUAGCCAGAGAUACGACGCGUCUCGGAGCAACAAUCGAUGUGGAGCACUCGCAUGUGCGCUUUCUGGGCAACCUGGUGCUAAAUCUGUGGGACUGUGGCGGUCAGGAGGGCUUCAUGAAACAGUACUUUGGCACGCAGCGGGACAACAUAUUUCGCAAUGUAGAGGUGCUAAUAUAUGUGUUCGAUGUGGAGAGCCAGGAAAUGGAGCGGGAUGUGCAUUAUUAUCAGUCCUGUUUGGAGGCGUUGCUGCAGAACUCGCCGGAUGCCAAAAUCUUUUGUCUGGUGCACAAAAUGGAUUUGGUAGCUGAGGAGCACCGCGAGAAUGUGUUCAAAGAGCGCGAAGAGGAUUUAGUACGUCUGUCUAAGCCCGGCAAUGUAACCUGCUUCCGCACCAGCAUCUGGGAUGAGACACUCUACAAAGCUUGGUCUUCCAUAGUGACGAUGUUGAUACCGAAUGUAGCGGCACUCGAAAACUCGCUGACAUACUUUGCCAAUGUGAUCGAAGCCGACGAAGUGAUGCUCUUCGAGAAGGCAACCUUUCUGGUCAUCUCACACUGUCAGAGCAAAAAGAAUCGUGACUCGCACAGAUUCGAAAAGGUGUCCAACAUUAUAAAGCAAUUCAAACUCAGCUGUUCGAAGCUGGGCGCCAAAUUUCAAUCAAUGGAGGUGCGAAACAAUGCCUUUGCCGCCUUCAUAGAUACCUUCACGAGCAACACAUACGUAAUGGUCGUUAUGUCCGAUCCAACGCUGCCGUCGGAGGCGACACUUGUGAAUAUUAGGAAUGCGCGCAAGUACUUUGAGGAGCUGGAGAAUCCGAAUAGCAUUGCCAUGAAUCAUAAUAAUCACAAAUACCACUGAUGGUGGGCCUUGGAGCAUUGCCUUGAUGGUCGUUAAGUUUUACGUUUUACGUUUUAUUAUAUAUUAUUUUAUAAUUUUAAAUGUUUUGUUAAAAAGACAAACGGUUUGUUAUUGCACAGACAUCGAAGCGCUCCGAGCGUACAAAAAAGUCUCAUUGCUUCCCAUAAUGUAACGCCUCGUUAAACGUUGAUUUUGUUCUACAUUUAUAAGCAUUCUUCAAAAAACCUUCUUAGCCUUAGGUUCAUAAACAAUCAAUCAACAAAUCAAUAUACAAAUAUGUAAAAAACAAACAUUUAUAAUUACAAAGAGCUAGACAUAUUUUAUGCUAAAUA